UUAUUCAAGCCCCUUCGCCACGACAAGGCAUUGAUCCAUGAAGGGGAACUUGUACAGUACUGUAUUUUAAUGUGAGAGAUGCUUAUGCUUCCCGCACCCAUAGAACUAGGUUUAUUGUAUAAAUGUUGUUUUAUAAUAGCACAAUAUAAUAGUAUUGCUGUUGUAAAUCAAAGGCUAGUGUUUCAUUUAUUUAUUUAAAAGAUUUAAAUCUGUGGCUAGGACAGUCUUCCCUAGGUAAGGCCAUGGUUGCAAAACCAGCCCAAGCAACCACCAUCACUUGCAUCUCCCUAGUCAGGGCUGGGUCCAGGAACAUUCCCUGACCCUGACUGUACCUGACUGUUCAGAAAAAAUGACAGCACCCAGGGAAGUUAGAUAAUACCAUUUCUCCAAAUGCAGCCCAUAGGUUAAGCUGAUGUGGACACAUAAGUGAAUAGCAAGACUGAGAAACCAGGCAAAGAAGGACAAGAAUGAGGCAGUGAGGAACCGUGCAUGAGCUAUACCUUGUGAUUUUUGGGAGAGACAAGGGACUAGAAAGCAUUUAACAGCUGUAACAGCAUGCAGUGUUUUAUUUAUGAGCUAUAAACUGCUAAAUUAUGUAACAGUUAAAAGCAGAAUCUGAGAGUUCUGAAAUUUUGUAUAUAAAACACAAAAUGCUAUGAAAGAGCAGCAGGAAGGUAGUUUUCUAAGCUUAAAAGCAACAGCAAUUACUCAGGUGCUCAAAUCUUUGUAAAUAACUUGUGAUGAAGGGUUUACUUGGUGGUGGCAUUGACUGUUCAUAUGACUUUGGUCUAUAAUUACACGUCUAACAUGUUUAUUUUACUUUUCUUAUAAUGUACAAAUCUCAGAUGAAUUUACAUCUCAAGUUAGUGUGAAGUAAAAAAAGCCUGCAGACUAUAACAUGUUUUCAUGUACAUUAAAGAAAACAUUUAGGUUUGCACUAUUGAAAUGGAUUAAAGCACUCCGGCACAACAAACUGGACUAGAAAAUACAGGAUGACAAUCAGUUGACAGGCAAUAUAACCUCCACACAAACCAAAGCUCAAUAAACAUCAUAUAAUCUCUUUGCUAGCUUUGUGCAAACCAACUAGGAUGAAUGUGUAAUAAACAGGUUGUCUGGAAGUGACCCUAAAGAAACUUAGCCUGCCUCAGGAUGGAGUGUGAUGCCUUCAGGUGCCAUUGCUGGAGAUGGUACUUGCCAGAAGCCUUAGACAUAUUAAGGAUUUAUUUGCUGUGACUGUUUAACUGUCAGGGCCGGCUCUAGGUAUAAUCCCAGGGGCGCCAGGGCGCCGCACGGAAGCCAUGCUGCGCGCGGUGGGGGGCGGCAGAGCAAUCUCAGCGCCAGGGCACUCGACCUGCUCGAGACUACCCUGUUAAAGGCGUUAAUCAGAGAGUUCACUAUAGCAGUUUGAAUCAUAAAUGAUUCUUCAAGGCAACGGACUUAUUGCCUCUCAAAAGGUUUCUUUUAUUAAAUCAAAUGGCAUGAAGUUCUGCCAGUGGAUUGUUUUGUCUUGUAUUGUUUUUUAGUAGAACCAUACAAAUGAAAUGGCAAUGUGAUUUCCCCAGAGCAAUUUGUUUUCACUGGUCCUGGGUUGAACUGAAUUGACUGUCAAUAUUUUCCUGCCUAGAUAUAUCUAGCAUAGUUUUGAGGAGGAAAAUUGUUUAAAAUUCUAUGAAAAGGUGUGUGUUUUUUGUAACCUUCAUUGUUAAAUGUUAGAAGUAUUACAUAAUUUAAUGUAUUUUUGUGGAACAGCUAUGUAAUAAUUAUUAAAGUAAUCCAGCUUAAAUUCCCAUUAUAUUAUAGAAUUGGAUGGCAGGGCCGUCUUAAGCAUAUCUGGUGCCCUGGCGCUGUGGUGCGAAGAUCCCUCCGGCGCCCCCGGCGCCGUGUUUCCCAGCACCCCCCCCCCUGGCGCCCUGGCACCCUGCGCCACCCAGCCUUGCUGUAGGGCUGGCCCUGUUGGAGGGCCUUUAUUCUGCAGUAUGAAACAGCUGUUAGUAGGAAGUGAAUAAAAAUAUAGCUGGAACUCCUGUUGGGUCCCCACAUAACACAAUUAUCCAUGAGCUAUAAAAUCGAAAUUUGUGCAAAUUUGCACAAGUUCUUGCUUUGUUUAUUCAAAAAUAUGAAAUAUAGACCAGUGUAUCCAUUAUUCCCAUACUCUUCCCAUCUCUAUUUACAGUUGAAGGCAUAGCUGAAAAGAAUCUAAGAGUAGUGUUCACUGUUACUCAAAAUAGACCUACCGAAGUUUAUCUAUGUAUUUUUAUUAACAUUUUUCUUAGUUUACAAAAGUACAUGCCUCUUUUCUCAAGUUGUACAGUCUUUUCUACAGAUCAGUUACAUUUGUUAUGGGACAUUAGUGUUUUCUAGAUAGCUUCUCUUUCUAUUCGCUUGUUACGUUUCCUUGGUAGUGAGAGAAGUUGGGGGCUCAGGGUAUGGUUGGUUGUCUGUGGUUGGCUGCAGUGGGGUUCUUUUGCCUUUGUGAGGGGGGGUGGGCUUGCUGUGUCAAGUAAGCCAGAUUGCUUCGUAUGCUGUUGGUGAGUUCUUGCUUGGUUUUGUAUGUGAUAAAGGGGAGCCAUACUUGGGUGAAGGCGUUUCAGUUUCAGUUUAUUGGUUAGCUUUUCUAGUAAGGCUAUUUCCCAUUGGUUCUUGUUCACCCCUGACAGGUCUCUCCAGUGUCUGGCUGUGAGGCUUCUGGUUACUGAGAGUAGGUGGGUUAUAAGCUCUCUAUAAUGUGAGUGUUCACUGUGAUAUUGGAAGAUGUUCAGUAGGGGGUCAUUCCAUGCCAAAUCACCUGGUGCCAUGUGCUCUGAUGACUCAGAUUUUCUUCAAAAAAAUUUAAUGUGUUGAUAGAUACCUAUGAGAUAACCUCAAAUUAUUUUUAAAAGAUUUUUUGGUCCAAAAUAGGGUGCAGGAGAAUUUUAUUAUUAUUAUUAUUAUUAUUAUUAUUAUUAUUAUUAUUAUUAUUUUCACGUGAUUUAAGCUAAUGCAAUUUCUGCGUCAGUUUAGAAAAAAAACCUUUUUUGCUUAUUUUUUUAACCAAUUGGGCUUAUUUUGGUUUCAAAAUAAAGCUAAUUUUGGUCUCUUUCAAACUAAGGUAUAAAAUGGUAUUAAGUGCCACAGAAAAGGGUCACCGACCAUUCAAAGUGAAUUUUAGUCAUUUUGUACCUUGGUAGGUUUGAUAAACCAUAGCACGCAAACCACAACUAAACAUAUAUCAUACUUUUUUGUAGAUUGGGCUAAUCAUGAACCUGUUAUGUUUUAAAAAUAAGAAGGGUGUUUGUCUGUGGUUAUAAAAUAUUUUUAAAAUAAGUUUUAUUAAUUAUUUAAUAAAAACAAAAUACGUCUCAGAACCCUUGUUCAUUUUAUUGUGUGAAAAACACUUCUGCAAUGAUAUGGUCAAAGCUAUUUUGUUUCCCACUUAUGUAAUAUGGUUAGUGAUGCUGUUUUGGCCACUGUAUGCAAUAUGACCUUUCUGAAUCAGCAAGAAAAAAAUGUGUGUAUAUAUAUUUUACUUUUUGAUUACAGGAUAGUUUGACUAUGGAAAUUCAAGCACUCCUAGACUAUUAUAAUCCACUCGGUGUAAGGGGCUACCCAUGAGAUUAGUUUAGAAGCUGCAGAUGAUGCAGAAUUCUGAGGCCCAGCUGUUUCAAGGCAUUUGCUACCAACCAAAUUCAAAUCUUACUAAUAGUAUAUAAAGCCCUAAGUAACUUGGGGCCAGUGUACUUAAAACAUUUCCUUAUACUUCUGCCCAAUCUACAAUCAUUUGAUGGUGCCUGGCUGUCCUCAACAAAUUAUGCAUUUAGCAUGGUAGCAUCAGCAUUAUAGAACUCUAUACAUAAUGAAGUCAGCAUUGUCGGUAAUGAACUUUGAGUGUCAGCUUAAGUCUUGGUUCUUUCAGCAAGCCUUCUUAUGAAAAAGAUAUAUAGUUUUCAUUUCAUGAUUUAUAGUCAGAUGAAUCAUUUUUGUAAACCUAUUUCUUUAAUGCAUUCUGCUUGAUUUUGUUAUUUUUUUUGUUUUAAUAGAUAUUCUCUACACCACAUGCAUAUGUUUUUGUAUGUGUUUGUGGUAUAGAAAUGACUUAACAACAACAGUAAUAGUAGUACAGGUAUAAGCAUCUGCUUAUACCGAGUCAUACCAACUGUUCAGCUAUCCCAGCACUGUCACCCUGACAACAAUUCCUUAUCUGGAUAUCAGGCAGUGAUUUUUCCAGGCCUGCUGCUUGAGAGCCUUUUAACCAGAGAUUUGGGAAGGACCAUAGUACAGUGGUAGAGCACAAGGUCCUUGGUACAAUCCACAGUCUCCAUUUAGAAAGAUCAAAUAGCAGGUGAUGUGAUAGACUUCUGCCUAGAACUCUGCAGCUAGUCAAAGCAGACAGUGCUAGGCUCAAUGAACAAAUAGUCUGACUAGUAUAAGGCAGCUUCCUGGGUUCUGAUACUUCCUAUGAGAUGUCACAGGCCUUCUCUCAACAAAGCCUAUGAUUUUUCUUUAAGUCAUGGCUAUUUCCUAAAAAAUUAAGUAUAGAGACCUCUUCUCUCACAAUAAGGUAAGAACUGUACAAAUACGCAGGUACCGGUAGGCACCACACAGUUAAGUCACAAAACACUCCGUUUCUUUUACACCAAUUGCUUCAGUGUGAAGAUGCACCUUAUUGAAGGAUGACAUUUUUUCAUGUUUCAAAGCCUCCCCCUCCCUAAAAUUGUUCAUAAAUUGUACACAACUGGCCUGUUGAUUCUGUUCCUUUUUGUUUUGUUUUCAAGCCUAGUUUUGUUUCUUAAUUUUUUUAUAAAAAAUCAAAGACUAAGCUGAAAGAUGGAACAGAAUAUAUCGGAGAAAAAACCAGCCAUCGCCCAGACUGCAGACUUCGAUGUAAUGGGUGCCUUAUACUGGAAAGACGGCAUUGCCACCUUGCCGGGUAGCAACAUACAAUUUCGUUUAACUGAGUUUGGGACACUGGAAAUAAUUACAGAAGUUGAAGCAAAGGCUACAAAAGCUCUCUCUGCAACAUCAAUAAAUACCAGUUCAGCCCUUAACUUGUCUACCUCUUCUGUGCCCAACACCAUAACUGCCUGUGGUACUGAAGUACCCAAGGACAAUAUUCCCAGAUCUGAACUCCAAACCUGUGAAAAUAACAGACACCCUGGGAAAAUGGACUGCUUUGAGAAUUCCCGUCAGGAACCUAGAGACAGUAGAGUCUCUAAGGACACCCCAGCUGACUUUGGGAAACAGACAAGUAGCAGCCAGAUUUAUGAAACAGACAGACCUUCCAAGCGCUUACGAAAAAAGAGGAAGUUGCUUUUGGAUUCUGAAGAUGAGGAAGAAAAUGCAGAUGAUGAUGAGGAAAAAAAUAGAUUGAAUUUGAAAAACCGCAAGAAUGCUAAACCAGUAAAGCAAGUUACUCCUGGAAAGAAGCAUGUGUGGAACUGGCUGUCAUACUUAGAAGAAGAAAAAAUGGCACCUGCUCCACUGAAACUCUUCAAAGAGUCUCAGUCCUUUCCACAAAACAAAAAUGGAUUUAAAGUUGGAAUGAAACUAGAGGGCCUAGAUCCUGAACACCCAUCCUUAUUUUGUGUUCUUUCUGUUGCCGAGGUGCAAGGGUACAGAGUGAGAUUGCAUUUCGAUGGUUAUUCUGAGUGUUAUGACAUCUGGGUUAAUGCAGAUUCUCCAGAAAUCCACCCUGUUGGAUGGUGUGAAAAAACAGGUCACAAACUGCUUCCUCCUAAAGGUUACAAGGAAGGGGAAUUUAAUUGGACAUCAUAUUUGAAGAACUGCAAAGCUCAAGCUGCCCCCAAAGCUCUUUUCAGAGCCCUGAGCACACCAGUCACACCUUCUGGUUUUCGAGUGGGAAUGAAGUUGGAGGCCGUAGACAAAAAGAAUCCUUCCUUAAUGUGUGUAGCAACCAUUGCAGACAUGUUGGAUAAUCGGCUGCUAGUUCAUUUUGACAACUGGGGUGAAAGUUAUGACUACUGGUGUGAUGCUAGUAGCCCUUAUAUUCGACCUGUUGGUUACUGUCAAGAAACUGGAACUCCCCUUACAACACCAGCUGAAUACAAGGAUUUCAAAAGCUUCUCAUGGGAGAAAUACUUGGAGGAAACUGGUUCUCAGGCAGCCCCAGCAAGAGCUUUUAAACUGCGCCCAGCUCAUGGAUUCCAGCCUAACAUGAAACUAGAAGCUGUAGACAAGAGAAAUCCCAUGUUAAUUAGAGUGGCAACCAUAAUUGAAAAAGAUGACCAUCGUGUCAAGAUACACUUUGAUGGCUGGGACCACAGUUUUGAUUUCUGGGUUGAUGCUGACAGUCCAGACAUUCACCCCAUGGGCUGGUGUGCAAAAACUGGACAUGCCUUGCAACUCCCACCAGGGACUGCGGACCCAUCAGGGGCAGUAGGACAGGGAUGCCCUACUCCUGGUUGUCAGGGAUUGGGUCAUGUCAGGGGACCCAGAUAUGGAACGCAUUACACAUUAGUUGGCUGCCCAUAUUCUGAAAUCAAUCGCAGCAGGGAGAGUUCUUUACAAGAUCGUCUUGGUGGAGAAAAACCUUCACCCAGCACUAGUGUUCAGAAGCCCAAGAAACCUGAGACUUCUGCAAGACUUACAGACCUUCAGGAAGACUCUCCACAGUCCAGAAAAUCAUCCACACAAGAUGGGGAGAGAUCGGGACGGAGCAGUGUCCACAGUCUUUCUGAGCAGUCUGAGACCAGCCAAGAGAAGGACUCAGUGGAAGGGGAAUCGUCUGCUGUUACUAAAAUCAAAUCAAAAGGGAUUGGUUGUUCACGUAGCUAUAUACAGCUCCAGCUAGUGAAGCAGGAUGCUGAUGGAAGAGACACAGCAUUUGCUCUGCAGCAGGCCCUCCACCAGUCUAUCUUCAUGCCUUCCCUUUCUGCAAACCCUACCCACCGCCUCCAUCUCUGCUGGGAGCAACACUGCAAGCUGCUGCCGGAGGUCUCUGGCCUCACCGCCAAGAAUGUGGCCAAAUGGAGUGUUGAAGAGGUGGCUGGAUUUGUCCAGCGUCUUCCUGGUUGCAAGGAUCAAGCUGCACUCUUCCGACAAGAGGUAAUCCAGUGCUGUCUAUGUAAUGCUAAUGGCAGGCUACGUCAUCUUGCUAUCUGUUCCAUUUGGAUAAUUUGUGGCACUUGGAGGGGGAUACUGAGAAGAAGAAAAAUCAAAACAAGGCACCAAAGUUAGCCACAUCAAGUUCUGAGAAAAUUCUCAUUCCACAAAUGCUUUGUAUUGUGGAAAUUAAGUAGAUUUGCAUAUUCUGGUCUUUCUGCAUAAUUCUGCUUUCUUACUCAUUGGAGGAAGGUGUGAUACAGAGCAGGGCUAGCUAACAUUAUGCCAUUCCAAAGCUGGGGGACUAUACAUCCCACCAUCCCUGAACCAUGCUAGCAGGGACUAAUGGGAGUUGGAGUCCAACAGCAUCUGGAGAGCACCAUGUUGGUGAGUACUGGCACCUUUCUUUCUAGAAGAAAAGCACUGCUCAUCUGGCAUGUAGUGGAUAGGUUUCUGAUCAGGCUGAAAUUAAACCAAAUUGAAGAAAUAUCCUCUCUGCGAGACUUUGGCUAAGAAAAAUAUGUUGGUGACAGAAUUGCUGAAAUCUGCUUUAAUAGUCCAUUAGCAGCAGUUGAGCUGCCCAGACACACCAUAUUUAGGUACAUAAUUCUAGAGAUGGUAAGCUGCUGUGCUUUUAUUUUAAUUUUUAUUUACUAAAUGGCCAUAGUUGAUGUGAGAACAAAUUGUGCAAGCUAUGUAAAAAGGUAGCCAAAUAGAUUGGGUAAAGCUGCAAGUGAUCUGCAGCAAGAGAAUUAUGCCUGUAUGGGGGCCAACAGUCUGAAGAGAUCUUUCUGAAACUGAAUAGCAUGGUAGUAGUUCGAACUGAAAGGAAUGAAAGAAUCCCAAAGCUUUCUGCAGUGUUUUCUCAAUAUGAGUAGAACUUGAUCAAACAUUCAUUCUUUGUUUCUGAACACACACAUUUUCUUAGAAUCAUAGAAUUGUGAAGUUGGAAGGGAUCCCAGGGGUCAUCUAGUCCAACCCCCUGCAAUGCAGGAAUCUCAGCUAAAGCAUCCAUGACAGAUGGCCAUCCAACCUCUGCUUAAAAACCUCCAAGGGAGGAGAGUCCACAACCCCCUGAGGGAGACCAUUUCACUGUCGAACUGCUCUUAUUGUCAGAAAGUUUUUCUGUAUGUUUAUUUGGAAUCUCCUUUCUUGUAACUUGAAGCCAUUGGUUCAAGCCCUACCCUCCAGAGCAGGAGAGAACAAGCUUGUUCCCUCUUCCAUGUGGUAGCCCAGGCAUUCCCAAACUUCGGCCCUCCAGAUGUUUUGGACUACAAUUCCAAUCAUCCCUGACCACUGGUCCUGUUAGCUAGGGAUCAUGGGUGUUGUAGGCCAAAACAUCUGGAGGGCCGCAGUUUGGGGAUGUCUGUGGUAGCCCUUGAGAUAUUUAAACAUGGCUAUCAUAUCUCCUCUCAGUCUCUUCUUUUCCAGGCUAAACAUACCCAGUUCCUUCGACCUUUCCGGACCCUUGAUCAUCUUGGUUGCCCUCCUCUGUACGCGUUCCAGCUUGUCAACAUCCUUCUUAAAUUGUGGUGCCCACAAUUCUAGAAACCAGGGAGCUGGAGUAUUAAGUGGCUUGCCAAAGGAUAGUGUGGACAGAGAACUUUCUGACUCCUAGGCUGAAGCCUUUGAUGCUGUACUGUACAAUUAAAUUAGCAUCCUAUUUAGCUGAUUACUAGUUUCCAACUUUUUAAAUGCAAGUCAAAACUUUUUCAUCGAUUUGUGCAAAGCUUUAAUCCUCUUUAAAUAAAUUAGCAUAAGCUAUCAUUUGGGGGGCAUUAAGCUCUUGACCUUCAUCAUAUUGAGCUGCAGUAGAAUUUCACUGUGUGUGUGUUGGGCAAUGGUUGUAGGGAUACUUAUAUUUAUAUUAGGUCUACUGUUUUAUAUAAGCUCUUAUAUAAUGAAUUUUCAUUGCUACUCUUCAAAGUCUUUUACAUUGGGUAUUUUUAAAAUUUCUUCAGUAUCAUUUGCAUCUUCCCAUCUUUCCCACAUAUGGAUGGAAAGUUGAGCUGGUAACUUAAAAUAUGUAUUCGUACUCGAUCUUGCUCAACUAAACCCCAAUCGCACACUACCAGUUUUAAAUUUGCAGUCUUUGAAUAUAACUCUUCAUAGUCAGUGUAUUAAAAGAAAGAAUUGCUGAAGAUGUUAUUCUGUUGUACCUCUCUAAUCAUUCUCUUUUGGGUAUCUAACCUGUCCUCAUUCCACCAGGGCAAGGUGCAGCCCAAUGGUAGUUAAACUAUGCUGGUGCUUCCGCUGGUGGAAGACUAGUCACUGUUCUGUGCUUCCUGAGCAACAGUUCAACAGCACACUAGCAACAUGCUGGGCUUAUAUAGCUCAGUUGGUAGAGCAUGAGACUACCAGGGAGUUGCACCAGAUGACCCUCAUGGUCCCUUCCAACUCUACAAUUCUAUGACUCUAACAUUACAAACCAGUCAUUUGUUUUAUUGUAAGCAAUAGCCUUCAAAAUAUAGCAUCAAACACACAAAGCAUGCAUUAUUUAGUUACAGCAAAUAAAAACUAACCACGGUGGAGAAGAAAAACAACAGGUCUUGGGUAUUCUUCCUAUCACCCCUACUGUCUGCUACAUUCCUGUCUACAAAGCUCCUUCUAAGUUUAGCCACUGAAACCGCAAACGAAGCUGCUUUGAAAAUUAUGCAUUUGUCUACAUCAUUUAACAAAUAUGUAAACUUAACACAGGAAUGGUCAGCCUACUAUUCUGGCCAGAAAAUGGAUCCAGCAAUUCCUUACUAGGAGUGAUUUAGGAACAAAACAGUCCAUACAUGAGCAGGCUCCUCAAUAGCUGCUGGCCUACAAGGGCAAAGCUUUCCUUUACAAGUAGGGUUGCCAUACAUCCGGGAUUUGGCUGUUGGAAACAGUAUCUGGCCAGAAAUCGCUUAAAGGUCCAGGAAAAUUCGGACAUAUGGUGACCCAUGUCAGAAGUGUAGAUUUUGAUGAAUUUCCUUAAAAAUAGCUCAAAAACUACUUUUUUCUUUUUGAGAUCUUGUAAAAAAAGAAAGCUCAACCGCAUGCACAAGGUGCAUCACACUUCUGCCCUAACAAUUCAAGAUUCCAUAGUUUGCAUCUGAAAAGAGAGAGAUAAGACUACAAGGAGGACAAAUAUAGCAAAAGCAGCAACCAUUUCCCUGGACUCCUAAGCAAUUGUACAACCACCGACAAUUCACAAUAUGUCUUCUGGAUAACAUUCCUAUCAACUCUACAUAGAAAGCACCAAUCAGCAUCACAAAUAUAGAGCGUUAGCAGCACAUGUACUAAGGUUGGAACAGGGUUGUUCAUCUGUUAAAUAAUGAAAAUUAGAAGAUUUUAUCCCUUCUACUAGAAAGCAGUCCUCUCCAUUUCUGCAUGCUGGCAGAGCUUGAGGUGAACUCUGCUUUUCGUUUCUUUUUGCUGCAGAUAGAAGUCCCCCCCCCCAGUGGUAUUCUUCCCCACCUUUUCCCCUGCAAGGUCCAACCAUGGUCUGUCAGGAAAGCAAGGGGGUUAUUGUUUAGGAGUAGUAACAGACACACCACCCGGUCACCUCAAUGCAACACAGCCAAGUGGUGUGCGUAGUGAGGCACAUCUGAAGAGAAUUUUGUGUGACCCCAUGUACAACCACCUUAAAGUUAACAUAGUAAUUUAGAGAUGGGGAACCUUGGGCUUGGGGACCAAAUGCAAGGACUCUUCCCAUGCUUCUGGCUUGCCUGGAUGGAGGAGAGAGGAGUGUGUUUAAAGCAAGCCUACUGUACAGAGGUACAUUUCAUAUUCAUUGCUCUGCCCACUUUUGCCUCUGGCCUGCCCACCACUGGUAUAUCAUCCCUGGAAGGUCGCCCAGAAAGCAUUGCACAGCCCUCAGGCUGAAAAUGGUUCACUGCCCCUUGCAAUAAGGGAAGGGCCUUGAGACUGUUUCAGCAUAUACCUUUAUAUAUGAAGCACCAUUUCUCUGUUGAAUUGUAAAGUAAAAAAGCUUCUCAGACAUUGGUUCUGUUCUUACUGGACACAAACCAAGCAAUGUAUGAAGCUCCCUUAAGCAGGGUGGAACUAUUGGUGCAUCUAGCCCAAUCUUGUCUGCUUUGACUAACAACUGCUUUCGGGUCUCCGAUAUAUAGAGUUCUUCCCCAGAUCCUGCUUCAGCUGCUUUUGACUGGAGAUGCCAGGAAUUGAAUGCGAAACCUAUGGUGCGAAGGCAUGUGAAUGCUUGGACACUUCCCCACCACAAGAACUUUUUAAAGUAGCUGUUUCUAUUCAGGCAUUUAGAGUCUAUAACAGGCAUCCCCAAACUGCAGCCCUCCAGAUGUUUUGGCCUACAAUUCCCAUGAUCCCUAGCUAAGAGGACCAGUGGUCAGGGAUGGUGGGAAUUGUAGUCCAAAACAUCUGGAGGGCCGGAGUUUGGGGAUGCCUGCACUAAAGGAUACUGCUUGGAAAAAGCUUACCAAGGGUGUAAUGGAUUAUCCUAUCAAAUGUCAUUCUUCGUGCCCUUCCCAUGCUGUGUUAAUUUUAAGCAUAUGGAAGCUGGAUUGUCCCAGCUGUAAUAUUGACUUUCUUUUUAUUUUUCCAUCCACCAGCAGAUCGAUGGUGAAGCCUUCCUUCUCCUGAACCAGUCAGACAUUGUUAAAAUUCUGAGUAUCAAGCUGGGACCAGCACUUAAAAUAUACAAUGCCAUCCUCAUGUUCAAGACUGCAGAAGAAGACUGAUGCAGCCCCUCCAGGACCAGUCUGAGCCAGGAGAUCAGAGCUGGGAAAGGCCUUCAAAGAACAACUCAGCAGCAGAGAUCCAUGUUACUGAAUACUGAGCAGGCUGGGACCUUGGAAAGGCAGUGGUCUAAUUGCAUUUCAGACUCUGGAACCUGCUGAAAGGAUCCCAAAGAAGUACAAUCCCUUCUGCCACUUGGAAUGGAUUUAGUGGCUUCCCUUCUAGGAAGAGAUUAUUAAUUGUUGUUUUUUUCUAAUUGAAUAUGGGUAUGGUUAAAUUGAUCUUUUGUGAAGAUCUUGAUGAUGCCUCCAGUUAUAAGAGGAAUCCCGGGUAUUGCUGUUGGUGGGGAGCCAAACUGACUAACCUGUUGAUUGUGCCUAAAAGAGAAUCCAAGUUAUCACUGAUGUCUAUGGCGACUUCUUUGUGUGCAGAACUUGGAGAUAGGCUUUAAGGGAACAAGGAAAGAGACAGAUUCUUCAAAGCACUGCUGUUGAAAUCCUCAUCAAACAUCUGUGCUUUUUCCAAAUUAGUUUUGAAUUUUUAUUCUCUUUCAGCUAUUCAAGCACUGGCAAUUAUUAUUUUGGUGUAGCAGGAUUUGUCAGGGGGUGAGGAGUGCCAGGAAUGAAGUCUGACUCCAUACCAUUGAUUAUCAAGCUAUAUUAUACCUGCACUUCAAGUUGUGCAAUUGCAGAGUUUAAGAGAUGAAAUGAAGAUAGGUCUAAUAAAGGCUAUUGGAGAUUGUUCCAACAGAAGAUAAGUCAAUCACGGGUGGAGGGCUCCCCUAACUGAACUGUAGGAAAACUUCUUGAGAGCCAUAAUGAAACUACUAGGGUAUGUUUUAAAUGUUUACAUCCCCCUGUGGUUCAGUGCAAGGAAAGUUUAGGGGUGGCACAUCCCCACUCUGAAGCAUUUUGUUUUGAAACCACAGCUGGUUAAUAAACAGGAGUAUCUAGUGUGGACCAGUUAAGCACAAAGGAGCCAAAUGUACAAGCUACUAAGGACUGCUGCCUUGCAUCCUCCAUUCAGUUCAGUAGUAGCCCCAUCAAAAUACAGUAUAACUUGGGAAGGACACAUGCUCUAAUGUUCCUCCCUUCAGAUGUGGAAGAGUUUAUGAACUCUGUCAUAGAACUCCUCUCUCUCUCUCUCUCUCUUGCAUGCCCAUCAAAGUUACCCCUCAUUCACUGCCCUGGUGUUUAGCAGACAAUAGAAUCCCUUGGACUAGUGUCUCAUCUAAAGCAAAUCAAGCCACCUGUUUAUUUAAUGUCAAGCCAUUUUUAGGGUUGAUAAGUGUUUAAACUUGAGGGAGUAAAAGGGAACUUCUGUAUAGCAUAGCAAGGAUACUGCUCUGUUGUUAGUGUCUUACAUCAUUGACAUGAAGAAUGUGAGCUGGCAAAGGAUGCUCUUCCUAUUGGUCAGUGGUGGUAUGUCUUUCUUUCCUUAUAACUUACCUUAUAAGCAAAUGUGUGACAUUUCUGUGAAGAAUGGUGUCAAGCUUUCCGUUACAUCCACUUCACAUACAUCUCUCUACUUUUGAUCUCCCAACUAUUUAAGAGUCUCUGUAACCUUCCUAAAGUCAAGAUGACAUAAGACUUGUAAAUAGUCCACAAUCCAGGCUGCUGAGUCUGAACAGUAUUUAAUAAAUCUGCAGAGGCAAUAUGUCUCAUAGCUUUCUAUUUUUGUAUAAGAAGCUAAGGAGUUUAAGCCUUCUACAUAGAAGAGCUAUCAUUGAAAGAGUGUGAUAGAGAGAAUCUCUAUUAAUACUUGAGAGAGACAACAGAAGACAGGAUGCCACAUGACUGUUGCAGUAAAGAGAUAUUCCAUAUAACUUUUAUGAUGCUGGGUAAGAGAGGCAUUUUAAAAAAAUAUAUAAUCUAAUUUUAUAAGAGAGUAUAUUUUCCAAAGGACAUUUUCAUCUUAGUUUUCUCUAUGUAUACUUCUGGCAGAUGAGAAGAAACAAUGGGCACCUUUUGCAGGGCAAAAUUAAGGCCACAUAUAUGCAAAUUAUAACUGCAAGUUGCACAUUCAUGCAGUAAAACAGCCCAGGAUAUCUGUUAAUUGCAAGCAGAACUUUUGAGGGAAGCACUCAGUCUAACUGGCGAGCAAGAAACAUGGAAACAGGCUUCUUGGUUUCUUCUCUUGUUCUUGAACUGUCUCUCAGGGCAGCUGUGUACACCUUGUACUUUCUAAGCGCAGGAGCACUCCCACGGAUCCCUCAUACAAUUGGAAAUGUAGCAUGGAAGUAUCAAUUAAUGAAAAAAUGUAAGGACUGCCUAGCUGCUCCCAGCGAUCAGAUCAAACACUCCUGUGUUUAUCAUGCAAGAGGAAAACAGCCCUUGAUAUGACUGACAAGAUUCCGCAACGUUCUGCAAGUUACUUCUCUGCAUAGAUGUGAGGAAGGUUUGUUUGUUUUUGUAGGGCUCAGGAACCAAGUGCUAAUUUAUCCACCAAAAGGGGGCUUUAGGUUGAGGAAUGCUUCCUGACUCACUUCUGUGGUCAUUGCAGCAAUGCAACCACGUGGCACAAAAACGAAAUCCAGGUUCUUUGGCAAAAGAGUGUGCUUUCCAGUCGCCACACACCAAAACUAGUAUAUACUGAGCUUAUACAGAAAACAAAUGUAAAGGCGUCAACAUCUUUAAAGAGGGAUGAAUGCAGCAGCCAGAAUCUAGGUAUAAAAUUUCACCACACAAGAAGGGAACUGAAUUGUUGGGGGGCUCUUAGACAGGUAGGGUAGGAGAAAACAUGAACCUUUUUAUGAAAAACAAUUCACAAGACAGGAUGGUGAGCAACAGAAGAAAAGAAAAGCCAAGCGAGAAUAAACCAGAAGGAUUUUGUUCUACUCUGCUGUUAGCCAUAGUUUUGCAAAGUCAGACUUUUUAAUCUGUUAUUUAGUUGCUGCUCUUCUCAUUUCUGUAUAGAAUUCAAUUUACCCAUAUCUUUCCUAUAACUCCUCUAGGCUGGAGCUGUCCUGCCAAUGCACUUCUGGCACAGUGUAGAAGAAAUCUUCUCCCAGGAGACACAACACGGAGAAUAAGUUGCCACAUUAUUCUUAACCCCAAUGGCCACACAGAGGAGAUAAGAAGUGAUGGCACUGUCCCUCUCCUUUUUAUCUUUUCCUUUUUGUCAACCAUUUGAAUACAUGCUAUUAAUCGUAUAUAAAUACUAAGGUGGUUUCUUGUCAGGAAGGAAGUACACUGGAAGUGUAUAUUUAGAUUGCAUGUCUCUACUUUUAAAACUCAUUUGAAGAAGUGGGGCGACCUAAAAGAGCUUUUUGAUGAAAGCUGCUGCUGCUUCUUGUUUCAAAGGUUUUCAUUUCAUUUCAGUCAGACUGGAUCUUUGUCUUAAAGAACAGCAAUUUUUAUUAAUCCCUAUGCAUUCACUAUGAUACCUGUCACUCUGUAAUAGACACAGUUUAAGGAUUGCUCUUCAUGAACUAGCAAAGCAAGGACAGAAGGUCUCAUUUCUAAAUAUUUAUGUAACUGGUGUAUCAUCUUCUGCCAUUCUAGCUUUCUUUUAGAGAACCAAACUUGGUUUCUUCCUUUAUCACCACCACCCCUUUUCCCCUCUCAGCAGGAAAUCGUAGUUAGAAAAUUUCCAUGCCAUCACAAGCUAUCAUCCUCGUAAUCCGACAGUAGUAGAUUUCAGCUCAGGGUAAUGAAUCAUACCAGAAGCCGCACAGAAGCGCUCAGUGACAGUGAUAGCCGGAACAUUACAAGCGAGGAAGAAAAAUAUUCAGCCCAGGGGAUAAGCGAGUUUGGCUGUGAGACUUCUUGCGUGCCGCUUCCAUGCCUUGGUAAGGGAUUUAUGCCAGAGAAAGCUUUAAAGUUUUUGACAUUCUCUCCAUCAUGUGAUGAUGAGCAAGUUUAUUUUUGAAACACUGUUUUACUUGAAUUAGACAUGCAUGCAAAAGCAGGGAAGCUCUUGGUGGAAUUUUGAUUUUCAGUGUUCAGAAUUAUUUCACUAUUUUAAAUCUUUCUUUCUUUCUUUUUUUAAGGCCUUGAAAUGUUUGCUAUUUUCCCCCCAUCUGUGCAUUGCUCUGAAGAUGUGAAUAAAACACAUUGAUUCAAAA
Messenger RNA from Zootoca vivipara (common lizard), 15790 nucleotides. The record is from RefSeq and is a predicted model, not a curated record. Lineage: Eukaryota; Metazoa; Chordata; Lepidosauria; Squamata; Lacertidae.